UUGCAGAGCUGGCAGCUGAAUGGCAAGUAUCUCAGACAUUGCAUUUCUCGUGUUUUCAAUUAGUCUAGCACCAGUUAUGUUUAUUAUCUUUAUUUCAGGAAUAAUUAUCGCUGUGCAACUGGUCUUAUGUUGCAAUUUUGUUAGAUAAUAACGAAUCCCUUGCUUUAUCUCUUCAUCCUGAACAGCAGCACUUAUUUUGGAGUGUUUAAGGGAAAUGCAAGAAAGUUGAUGCUUUACAACCAUAUGCAACAUCGCUAAGCAGUGAUUCCUGUCUCAGUGUAAAAUGUGUCUUUUUCCAUGAAAGCAAACAGAUUGCAGACCUUGACCUACCCCAAGACACACAGUUAACACCGCUGGUAAUUAAGUUCUCAGCACCAUAAGAAAUAGCAUCAUCUCUCUUUAUUUGAUGUCAGUAGGGACUGCUUUGAGCUGCUUCCUGAAACGCAGCAUCUGUCUGAGCUUCUGUGUGUCGUGAGUUAUACAAAACACGUGCUGCUCAGAACGGGAAUUCAAUUGGAGACUGUAGCUGAGUUCCACUUGCCAGAUCAGCAAUGCUGGCACAGUGGCUCUGUGACACUCUCCAGUCAUGAGAAAACACACUGAGCUCGUGCUGCCUGACACUUCCACCCCUGAAACCCUGUCCUUUGGAAAUGCUGUACCUUUAUGCUCAGUGCUCACACAUUUGGUUCCUCCAGGUGCUGAAAGUCUUUUAUACAGCACAGUAUUCUUGUUAGAAGCAAGUUGUUAAGCUGCACAAUGCUCGCUAGGCUCUUAUUGUGCUUUUUAGUGCUGAAUUUUUAAUGCGUUGCCUCUUUUAGAACGCUUUGCCAUUUUAUCGCAUGUCUGAGACAGAGAGCAAUCUGUGCACCCGAUGAAUAAAAGGCUCUGCUUGUCUGAGCAGCGAGAAAGGUCAGCCGUGGAUCCCAAGCGAGCAUCAUCUGAAGCCCAAGGCUGAUGUUUGUCUGAGGCUGGAUACACGCAUUUCCUCCGCAAUGCACUCAGCCUGGCCCCCGGCACUGAGCCGCGCACCGCGUCUCCCUUCACAGCUCUCAGUCCUGAGCAAAGCGGUCGCCCCACAGAGCUUCGGAUCGGCAUCGCGACAGCGAGAGGCGAGCAGCCCAUUAAGGCAGGAGGCGAGCAGCCUUAUUAACAGAAGAGGUGAAGAGGCGAGCAGCCCAUUAAGGCAGGCGGUGCGCGGGCUCUCGGACUGCGGCGCAGCUGCGCCCUCUCCCGGUUCCCCGUUGUGGCGGAUGGUGACGCGCGCUGCGGCGGUUUGACCAGCGAACGGGCUCAGGCCGGCCGCGAGCUCCGUCCCGCCGAGGGACAGAAGCGCGUCGGACGGCAGCGCAGCCGCACCCCCAGUCUCGGCCCCGCAGCUCCCGGUCCCGCACCGCGCCGCGCCGCCCCCGGGCCGCCUGAACUCAGGGCGGGCGCCGCCCCGCCGCUGCGCCGGGAGAGAGCGGCUCAGCCCCGCCCCGCCCGCUUCUCCUACGGCGGCCGCGUGGGCCCGGAAGCCGGCUGCGAUGGCCGAGUCGGAUGGAAGCAGCGAUUCCUUCUCCCCGCGGAGUUCCGGCUCUGCCCGCAGCCGCCUCUCGCUGCCGUCCGCCUCUCGCAACGGCUCCGACUCGCAGCGCAGGCGGCGGCGGCUCUCGGGAAACCUCGGCCGCCCGCCCGCCUCCGAGAGAGGAGACGAGGAGGACGGAGAGGAGCCGGGGAGCUCCGAAGGCGGCGGCGAUGAGCGCAGCAGGAGGAUGAUCCGCAACCAGUACCGAGAGCUCAUCUGCAGCGUGCAGCAAAAUCGUGAGGAUAUGCUGAGUUCCAAAAGCAACAGGCUGACAGAAGCUUUGGAGGAAGCCAAUCAACUAUUCAGUGGAGUUUCCUGUGCACGAGAAGCUGCAUUGGAUGCCCAAUUUCUUGUCUUGGCAUCAAAUCUGGGAAAGGAGAAAGCCAAUGAGUUGCGCUCAGAGAUCACAACGUUUGAUUCUCUAACAUUUGCAGAAGAUUUGCUGACAUUCAUGGGUAUAAAUCGCACAGAAACAGAGGGAAACGAUAGCGAUUCUGAGAGCAUGUCAGGUGGCUAUUUACCUAGUAAUGCCUGGUAUAAGCUGGGAGAAGAAGCAGAAAAGUACUUCAGGAGAGCACCUUCUUUUCAUUACAUGUUGGGGUCUUUCAAGUCUGAACCUCCUGUACCCAGGCAGCGGAUUGAGAGGCAGAGAAAGGCUCCAGGAGGGGAAGGAAAACGGGCAAUGCCUGCUCAGUUAAAAAAAAUGGAGGAGUCUCAUCAGGAAGCCACAGCAAAAGAAGUGGAGAGGAUCUUGAGGUUGUUACAGACUCUUUUUAGAAAUGAUCCUCAUACCCCUAUUUCCUUCUUUGAUCUUGUGGUUGAUCCAAACUCCUUUGCGCGCACUGUGGAAAACAUCUUCCAUGUGUCCUUCAUAGUAAGGGAUGGUUUAGCAAGAAUAAAGCUAGAUGAUGAUAAAUUGCCAGUAAUAGAGCCUGUACAGAACGUUGAAGAAAGAAAUGAUGACCACAGUACUCGAGCACGGAACCAAGUUGUCAUUUCCCUGAGCCAUGAAGAAUGGAGGGAAAUUGUAGAAACAUAUGAAAUAACAGAACCUAUGAUCAGCCCUCCUGAUAGCAUUGAAGAUGAAAUGGAGACAGCUUAAUUGUUCAGGUGCCUUAAAGAAAGCUACUUAAAAAUGUAUUCUUCAGUUAAGAUUUUAUCUGUGUAUAUUGUAAUAUUAAA
Messenger RNA from Phasianus colchicus (ring-necked pheasant), 2746 nucleotides. Lineage: Eukaryota; Metazoa; Chordata; Aves; Galliformes; Phasianidae. The record is from RefSeq and is a predicted model, not a curated record.